This is a messenger RNA of Phascolarctos cinereus (koala), 1193 nucleotides long. RefSeq names its product lens intrinsic membrane protein 2 (gene LIM2). Gene Ontology annotation, cellular component: plasma membrane. The record is from RefSeq and is a predicted model, not a curated record. NCBI's taxonomy places the organism in Eukaryota, Metazoa, Chordata, Mammalia, Diprotodontia, Phascolarctidae. Gene Ontology annotation, molecular function: structural constituent of eye lens.
GUGAUCAUCGGAGGGCUCGGCACCAUCUCUGCGACCAAGGACACCAUGUACAGCUUCAUGGGCGGGGGCCUCUUCUGUGCCUGGGUGGGCAACAUCCUCCUCGUGGUUGCCACAGCUACAGACCAUUGGAUGCAGUACCGGCUGUCUGGGGCUUUCGCCCACCAGGGUCUGUGGCGCUACUGCCUCAGCAACAAAUGCUAUCUGCAGACUGAGAGCAUCGCAUAUUGGAAUGCGACCCGAGCCUUCAUGAUCCUGGCUGCCCUCUGCUGCUUUGCGGGAAUCGUCAUUGGGAUCUUGGCCUUUGCCCAGCUGCCCACCUUCCACCGCCUCACGCGCCCCUUCUCAGCAGGCAUCAUGUUCUUUAUUUCCACUCUCUUCGUCCUUCUCGCCAUGGCCAUCUACACUGGAGUCACCGUCAGCUUCCUAGGCCGGCGCUUUGGUGACUGGCGUUUCUCCUGGUCCUACAUUCUGGGUUGGGUGUCUCUGCUUAUGACCUUCUUUGCAGGAAUAUUUUACAUGUGUGCCUAUCGAAUGCACGAAUGUCGCCGCCUGUCUGGGCCUCGCUGAGUCCUAGCAUCCUCUAUGGAGCCCUGGAUACUCCCUGUCCCUGACCCCAACAACAAACUGCCCCCCACCCUCCCAUUCACACUGGGAUCUGACAUCAAUGAAGGCUGAAGGAACAGGAAGUCUGGGUCCCUGAAGGGGUGGGAGUAGGGUGGUCCGGAUGCUUGAGUCUCUGAGGGGAGUAGAGCUGGGUCUAGCAGAGUCAGGAUACCUGGAUCUGGGGGAGGGGUGAGAGCUGGGGCUCAGACACCUGAGCCCCUUGUGGGCCAGCCAUAGGAGCUGGAUAUCUGGGCUACCAAAGAAUUUUGGGACAGGAGUCUGAAUGUCUGGGAGCUAGAUUGAGGCAGGGGGGAGGGAAGAAUGGAAAGGAUUGUUCUGACCUCUAAUAAAACUACUGUGAAGCCCACUUGUGGUCUCUGAGAUCAAUAUUUAUCCUAGUGUUUAUUGGGGUCCCUGAGGAAGUGAGGCUGAGAAGAUGAAGAUGCCUCAGUCCCUAAGGAGCUAGCAUCUGGGAGUCAGGAAACCCGGAUGUCUGACAGGGCAGGCGUGGGGUUUGGGAUGCCUGGUUCUUUGAGAGAGAGGCUGAGGAUCAAGAUAUCUGUGCCUACGAAUGGGGCUGGGGAGGAUUG